Messenger RNA from Xenopus laevis (African clawed frog), 1578 nucleotides. It is a transcript of the gene pcyt2.L, whose product is annotated as phosphate cytidylyltransferase 2, ethanolamine L homeolog. Gene Ontology annotation, molecular function: catalytic activity; ethanolamine-phosphate cytidylyltransferase activity. Gene Ontology annotation, cellular component: cytoplasm. Lineage: Eukaryota; Metazoa; Chordata; Amphibia; Anura; Pipidae. The record is from RefSeq and is marked provisional. Gene Ontology annotation, biological process: phosphatidylethanolamine biosynthetic process.
CUGAAUUGUAGCAGCUAAAGUCCGUGCAGAAAAGCGGCAUGAUGAGGAACGGAUACCCGGAGCAGGCCCUUGACAAGGAGUCGGUACGGAGACCAGUUCGGGUGUGGUGCGAUGGCUGCUAUGACAUGGUACAUUAUGGGCAUUCCAACCAACUUCGUCAGGCUCGGGCCAUGGGCGAUUACCUGAUUGUUGGUGUACAUACAGACGAGGAAAUUUCUCAGCACAAGGGCCCACCGGUCUUUACGCAGGAUGAACGCUACAAGAUGGUGAAAGCAAUUAAAUGGGUGGAUGAGAUUGUGCCUGGAGCUCCAUAUGUGACCACCUUAGAGACACUAGACAAGUACAACUGUGAUUUUUGCGUCCAUGGAAAUGACAUCACACUGACAGUAGACGGUAAGGACACAUAUGAAGAGGUUAAGAACGCUGGUAGAUACAGAGAAUGUCAGCGCACUCAAGGAGUGUCUACUACAGACUUGGUAGGACGAAUGCUGCUUAUGACAAAAGCCCAUCACAGCAUGGAAGUGACUCUUGAUUAUCAAAAGCACCAGAACAACCUAAGUAAAGAUGCAAGAGGCCACAGCCCAUGGACAGGGGUGUCUCAGUUCCUUCAAACAUCACAAAAGAUUAUGCAGUUUGCUUCAGGAAAAGAACCUUCUCCAGAAGACACAAUUAUUUAUGUUGCUGGAGCCUUUGAUCUCUUUCAUAUUGGACAUAUAGAUUUCCUAGAGAAAGUCUAUAGCUUAGUAGAGAAACCAUAUGUAAUUGUGGGACUGCACUUUGACCAGGAAGUAAAUCACUACAAGAGGAAGAAUUAUCCCAUCAUGAACAUCCACGAGAGGACCCUAAGUGUCUUAGCCUGCAGGUAUGUUGCUGAAGUAGUUAUUGGGGCUCCAUACUCUGUGAGUGCAGAUCUUCUCGAUCACUUCAAGGUUGACAUUGUGUGUCAUGGAAAAACAGAUGUCCUUCCUGACAGAGAUGGAUCAGACCCUUAUGCAGAACCAAAACAGAGGGGCAUAUUCCGCGCCGUGGACAGUGGCAACAGUCUGACAACAGAUGACAUUGUACAGCGGAUAAUAAAGAACAGACUUGAGUAUGAAGCUCGCAAUCAGAAGAAAGAGGCUAAAGAACUUGCUGUGUUCGAGGCGCAACAAAGAAGGGAGCACAUAAUAAAUGGGCAAGAGUCUAAAUAAGCACAAAGUAAUCAAUGUUGUUCCCCACCAUAUACCAAAACAAACCACUAUUUGUGUACUCCACUACAUCAGAACCACCCCAUAUUGUCUAGCACAGUCUGCAUUCCUCCAGAUAAUGAGCUUCAGCUCCCAUAAGACCAAAUCAGAGUUGUAGUAAAACAUCUCAAGAGCUGCAAGUUACCCAUCUCAGGUCUAACUUGCAUUUUAAAUUAGAAUCUAGAACUUCCUUACACUAAUGUAAAAUCUUAAUCUUUUAACAAUGUUUUUACUGCAAGGCCCCUACCUUACAUCAGCGCAACACAGCAUUCAUGUAUCUAAACAUCCAGAAGUGGUAGUGACCUAUGCAUAGUACUGACAAGAUGUGUGAAAUAAAAGAACCCAAGCUAUA